GGAGCAAUAGCAAGCGGCAGAUUCUUUCCCAGAGGCUGCAAUGCAAAAAUUGCAAGGUGUGGUUCAGGAGUUGCAGCCCAGAAUAAAAAUGGAGAAGCACGGCUUGGCAGGACCCAAAGCUGAUGAAGGAUUGGAGGUAGGAGGGAAGGAGCCUCACGUUGUCCAAGUUGGCACUAUCCGCGAGUUUCUGGCAGGGUCAGCGCCAACACAAAUCAAGCAGGAGCCUGAGGAGGGGCUGCAGCAGCGGUGGGAGGCCCAGUGGCAGGAGUUCCUGAAGACGGUGGAGUCCCCUCACUCGGGAUGGAGACACCUCAAGUUACCCGAGCCUAUGUCGGAAGAGGAGACGAAGGAAUUUCAGGCCUCCUUCAAGGAAAUAGCUGGUGCCAGCCAAUGGUCUAGAGGCGAGUGGAUGACCCAGACUGUGCCCGGCCUCAAGGGGGUCCAUAAACCCAACGGAGGCCUGGAUCCUUCUGUGAAGGUGAAGGAAGAGAUUGUAGGUGAGGUCGCCCUCACCUCGGAGAUGAGGCGCCAGCGCUUCCGGCACUUCUGUUAUGAGGAAACUGAGGGGCCACGGAAAGUUUGCAAGCAGCUCUGGGAGCUCGGCCAUCAAUGGCUGAGGCCGGAAAGGCGCACCAAAGACCAGAUCCUGGAGGUGCUGAUUCUGGAACAGUUCCUGACCAUCCUGCCAUGGGAAAUGCAGAGCUGGGUGAGGGAAAACGGACCUGAGACCUGUGCCCAGGCAGUGGCCUUGGCCGAGGAUUUCCUCCUGAGGCUGCAGGAGCCUGAGAGAUGGGAAAGAAAGGAGUCAGAGCUGUUGGAGGGCUCCUUCAUCACCACCCCAAAUUCAGAGCAGGAUCCAUCAGAUGCCGUGAAGAUGCAGCUGUCCAUGGAGGGCAAGCAAGAAGGUGACAAAGAUGUCACCUAUUUUGAAGAAGCUGAGAAAGCACAGGAGAACGAGGUGGAGACCUUUCAGCUGGGGAGACCUGAGCAAGUGACUGUUUGCGAAAUAUCACUGGAAGGGACCAAAGGGGAAUUUUUCCAGGAGAUUGAGAUGCCUGGAAGCCCCUCAGGCCCCGGAAAUCACUGGGAAAGCCAUACAGAGAAGACUUCGGGAUUUCUCUGUGAGGAAAGCGACCUGGGCUUACAAGAAGGUACCUUCCAAGAUGGAAUCCUCAAGUGUAAAAUCAAGAAGGAACAGGUGGAUGUCGAGAGCUUUGAUCUGUUGCAGGGUCAGACUGUGCAAAUGACGGUCAAACCCUAUCAGUGCCUCUACUGCGGGAAGACCUCCAAUUGCAAAGCAAACCUCGUCGUACACGAGAGAACCCACACUGGGGAGAAACCCUACGCCUGCUUAGACUGUGGCAAAAGCUUCAAUCGGAAGUCGACCCUUGUCCGGCACAAGCGGAUGCAUACGGGAGAGAAGCCGUAUGAAUGUGCACAGUGUGGGCGGUGCUUCAGCAUCCGGUGUAACCUCAUCAAUCAUGAAAGAAUCCACACGGGCGAAAAGCCAUACAGUUGCACUGACUGCGGGCAGAGCUUUAGUCGGAGGCUUCAGCUAGUUAUACACAGGAGGACCCACACAGGAGAAACCCCUUAUCGAUGUGCCCAGUGUGGGAAAUGCUUCACCCGUCGCUCUUCCCUCUUAACACACGAGAGAAUCCACACAGGAGAAAAACCGAAUACGUGCACGGAUUGUGGGAAGAGCUUCAUCCAGAAAGGCUACCUUCUGAUACACCGGAGAAUUCAUACUGGCGAGAGACCGUAUAAAUGCACAGCAUGUGAGCAAAGGUUCCUGAACCGGAGCGAUCUCCGUAGGCAUGAGAAGAUCCAUACAGGAGUGAAUCAAUGAGAAGGGCAGGAUGAGAAAAGAGGCUGUGGCAUUGAGCAGGGUACCACUAAUCCAAGCACUUGGCGCGAAACCACUAAUCCAAGCACUUGGGCAGUAGGUCUUUCCCAGCACUUAAAGACUCUUCAAAACAAGACGCUAAGGACUGAAUUUCAGAUUUUCACAUACCUUGCGUGUAAGCCACCAUGAAGCCGCAGCCCCUCAGUAUUGAUACCACCCACUGUUGACUGCCCAGAGACCAUAGGAUUUGCUAGAAAUAGAAAAGCAUUUAAUUUUUUUUAAGACUUAUUUUUACCUUUAAAAAUUUCUUAGAAAGGUAACAUAAAAAAAUCGUCUGAGGUGCAGACAUCUUUAUUAAGAGCUUGAAAAUUGUUGUACCACCUUCCUUGCAAGCUUUUGGGACUUUUCAGUUGGGAAAAGAAGGGGUGCAGGUGCGGGUGCGGGAUGAGAGUGCUUUUAUAAAAUGUUGAAAGAAAGUCAACAGAGUGAACUUUUCCCUCUAGAAUAUUAGAACUUGGGGUGACAGGCACUAGAUUUGGGAUAGAGGCAAAGAAUAAAAUACUGUUUCACACAAUUCAGUCUGAACACUUGGAACUCUCUGCUACAAGACGGAGGGAUGGCUGGUAGUUUAGAUGCCUUUAAAGGGGGAUUUCAUGGUGUGGGGCUUUAUUGAUGGUUAUUGGCUAUGAAUAGGCUUGCCAAGAAAUCAGAGAAAAAAAUCCUGUCACUUUAAGAGAAGCCUAGUAUGGUAGAGUUGCCAGCUCUAGGUGGGGCCUGGAGAUCUGGAAUUACAGCUGGUCUUCAGGCUACAGAGAUCAGUUCUCCUGGUGGAAAUGGCUGCUUUGGGAGGUGGACUCUAUUGUAUUAUACCCAGCUGAGGUCCUUCCCUUCCCCAAAUCCUGCCCUGUCUAGGCUCAACUAGAUUUGCCAGGUCCCCUGGGGCCCAACCUGAGGAAUGGGGUGUGUGUGUAAGGAUGCACACCGGGGGAACUUAUCUCACGCGCAAAGCAUACAGGAGCGUGCUCCAGAGUUCCCAGGCCCAUUCCCUGCACCUCCCCACCUCCCCCACUGGCCAGGUAAGCGGUGGCUGGGAGCGGAGAAUCCCCUGCCCCCACUGGGGGAAUGGAAUCCCCUAGGCUGAAUCCCCAAAUCUCCAAGAAUUUCCCAUCUUGGAGUUGGGAACCCUAAUGUGUAGAAAUGGGCAGCUGAAGCUUUUCAUGGCAUGGAACAUCAGCUGCUAAAUAACAUCCCACUAAUCCUCUCUUAGGUUGGAAGGUGGCCUGGUCUUGUCAGAUCUCAGAAGCUAAGUAGGGUUGGUCCCAGUCAGAACUUAGAUGGGAGGCCGGGAAGACCACCGGGGAAGCUGGGGUUGCUCUGCAGAGGAAGGCAACAGCAAACCAGCUCCGCUCUUCAUUUGCCUUGAAAAUCCCUUGACAGGAUCACCAUAUAGUCAGUUACAAAUUGAUGGCACACACAUACAUAUAAGCCUCUAUUAAGAGAGACAGGACUUUUUUCCUUCAGUUUGUUGGCAACCAUCAGUGUGAGAGCUGAAGGGAAUGUAGAUAUUCUGAGGAACCGUGCAUUUGAAAUCCUAGUGGUGAAUGGUAGGGGAAGACUUCAUGCCCCGCCUGUGAAUUUCCUCGAAUCCUCGAGCUAGCUGCUAUUGAAAGCAGGAUGUUGGAUAGGUGACCAUUUGGUCCGAUCCAGCUGGGCUUUUGUUAUUCUGGCUUGUUACUUCUCAAACCAGAAUUGCUCUUCAAGGGGACAUGUUAAAAUGACAAUUAAACUGUGUCUAAAGCUAGUAUAUAAUGAAUAUUGAUUAAAGAAAAUCCCAGUGAUUCUAAUCGCACUUAGAAUAUUAAUACUUAUUCAACAAGGGACAUUAGCACAGGAAAUAUACAGUUAAUGGCAGAGGUAUGAUUUUAGGGUUUUUGAGGCAAGUAAGAAAGGGAAAUGGUACAUUAGGUGCCUCUUGUUUGUAGUUUUCUCUGCAUCUCAAAUUCUUAGAAUAUAAGACAUCUGUGCUUUUUAUUUAUUUUCUUCUUUGUUGUUUCUGUGUAUUUUGUUAAAGCCAAAUUAAGGCUUUUGUAAAGCUUGGGUGGGGGUUCAAUAAAAAAGUAACAAAAAUGGAU
This is a messenger RNA of Eublepharis macularius, 3978 nucleotides long. RefSeq names its product zinc finger and SCAN domain-containing protein 31-like. Bases 41 to 1849 code for a protein of 602 amino acids. Gene Ontology annotation, biological process: regulation of transcription by RNA polymerase II. The transcript is spliced from 4 exons. Lineage: Eukaryota; Metazoa; Chordata; Lepidosauria; Squamata; Eublepharidae. Gene Ontology annotation, molecular function: DNA-binding transcription factor activity, RNA polymerase II-specific; RNA polymerase II cis-regulatory region sequence-specific DNA binding. The record is from RefSeq and is a predicted model, not a curated record.